AUGGCGGUUGGAAAAUACUCUCUACCACGACUUGAUUAUGAAUUGAAUGACCUCGAACCUUUUAUAUCACGUCAAAUAAUGGAAUUACACUACAACCGACAUCAUCAAACUUAUAUCACAAACUUGAACAACGCAUUGGCAUUACAAGCGGAGGCGAUUUCUACGGGAAACCUGAUUCGACAAUUGGAUCUACAGUCAAUGAUCAAGUUUAACGCGGGAGGACACGUCAAUCAUACAUUGUUUUGGGAAGGAUUGACACCAUCGACGACGACGACGACUACAACACCGGCCACGGAUAUUAUUGAAAAGGUGGCACCUCAUUUAUAUCAAUCCAUCAUGAAACAAUGGGGAAAUGUCGAAUCUUUCAAAGGUGAAUGGGAAUCGGCGGCUCUGUCGAUUCAAGGUUCCGGUUGGGCAUGGCUCGUCAAGAAGGUGACGGCCAACAACAAGACUGAAAUUCUAGAAAUCACCACUUCCAAGGAUCAAGAUUUGCCAGGUAGUACCGCGUCGACCGGCAAGAUCCUCCCAAUCUUGGGUAUAGACAUGUGGGAACACGCUUACUAUUUGCAAUAUUGGAACAACAAGAAGGAAUACGUCACACGAAUAUGGCAAGUUUUGAAUUGGAACCGGGCGGAAAAGAGGUUCUUGGGAGAUUCCGGUUUGAUCUAUGGUGAUUUGAUGGGUCUCGUAGGGAGGUUGUGA
This is a messenger RNA of Exophiala oligosperma, 702 nucleotides long. RefSeq lists its product as uncharacterized. The record is from RefSeq and is a predicted model, not a curated record. Lineage: Eukaryota; Fungi; Ascomycota; Eurotiomycetes; Chaetothyriales; Herpotrichiellaceae. The transcript has 2 exons. Gene Ontology annotation, cellular component: mitochondrion. Bases 1 to 702 code for a protein of 233 amino acids. Gene Ontology annotation, molecular function: superoxide dismutase activity; metal ion binding. Gene Ontology annotation, biological process: superoxide metabolic process.